Hypomesus transpacificus is the source of this 2135-nucleotide messenger RNA. It is a transcript of the gene mark4a, whose product is annotated as MAP/microtubule affinity-regulating kinase 4a. Gene Ontology annotation, molecular function: tau-protein kinase activity; protein serine/threonine kinase activity; ATP binding. NCBI's taxonomy places the organism in Eukaryota, Metazoa, Chordata, Actinopteri, Osmeriformes, Osmeridae. The record is from RefSeq and is a predicted model, not a curated record. Gene Ontology annotation, biological process: microtubule cytoskeleton organization; intracellular signal transduction; protein phosphorylation. Gene Ontology annotation, cellular component: cytoplasm.
UCGGAUGUUAUUAUCUGUGGAGCUUAAUCCUGUAAAUAUCAUACACGCAAACACACAGUAAUUCGGGUAAAAACUCAGGGAAAAUGUCUUCUCGUUCGGCGUUACCGUCUGGGAACGACAGGAGUACGGACCAUCAUGCGUCUCUGGCGGCCAGCCGCUCAGACAAGGGCACCAGCCUGUCCAGCCGUUCCCUGGGCGCCCGUUGCAGGAACUCCAUCGCCUCCUGCUCCGACGAGCAGCCGCACAUCGGCAACUACCGCCUGCUCAAGACCAUCGGCAAGGGGAACUUUGCUAAGGUCAAGCUGGCCCGUCACAUUUUGACCGGCAAGGAGGUUGCAAUAAAAAUCAUCGACAAAACUCAGUUGAAUCCUACCAGCCUACAAAAGAAAGCCCGAGUGAGGGAUUUGCAGCUGUUCGAGGUGAUUGAGACUGAAAAGACCCUUUACCUAAUCAUGGAGUACGCCAGUGGAGGUGAAGUGUUUGAUUACCUCGUGUCUCAUGGGAGGAUGAAGGAGAUUGAAGCCCGAGCCAAAUUCCGACAGAUUGUCUCUGCGGUUCACUAUUGCCACCAGAAGAACAUUGUCCACCGAGAUUUGAAGGCUGAGAACCUUCUCCUGGACGCCGAUGCCAACAUCAAGAUCGCCGACUUUGGCUUCAGCAACGAGUUCACGAUGGGGAACAAGCUGGACACGUUCUGCGGCUCCCCCCCCUACGCCGCCCCGGAGCUCUUCCAGGGGAAGAAGUACGACGGGCCCGAGGUGGACGUGUGGAGCCUGGGGGUCAUCCUCUACACGCUGGUCAGCGGAUCACUGCCCUUCGACGGGCAGAACCUCAAGGAACUGCGAGAGCGCGUGCUGAGGGGAAAGUACCGCGUGCCCUUCUACAUGUCCACCGACUGCGAGGGAAUCCUGCGCAGGUUCCUGGUGCUCAACCCCUCCAAGCGCUGCACCUUAGACCAAGUGAUGAAGGACAAGUGGAUAAAUGCAGGGUAUGAAGGGGAGGAUCUCAAGCCCCACAUAGAGCCUGUCGAGGACUACAGUGAUGCCACUCGCAUUGAGGUGAUGGUUGGGAUGGGCUUCACUCCCGAGGAGAUCAAGGAUGCUUUGCUCAACCAGAAAUACAACGAGGUCACCGCCACCUACCUUUUGCUGGGUCUUAAGAACGAGGAUGGGACCGAGUCUCGUUCAGCCAGCAGCCUGUCUCUGGCCAGGGUGCGGCCCAGCCCCAUCACCAACGGGACCAACAAGCACUCCUCCGCCACUGGCUCGUCCUCCUCGUCCUCGUCCUCGCACAGCAAGACCCCUCGCAGCGCCUCCACGUACCACCGACAGCGGAGACACAGCGACUUCUGUGGGCCCUCCAUGCCGGUCAUGCACCCCAAGAGGAGCCCCACCAGCACGGGGGAGAGGGAGCUGAGAGAGGGCCGCAUGCCGCCGCGCAAGGCCAGCUGCAGUGUGAUGGGCAGCCGGAGUCUGCCCCCUUCCAGCCCCAUGGUCAGCAGCGCCAACAACCCCAACAAGUCGGAGAUCCCCGACCGCCGCAAGGAAAUGACCGCAACCACGAACAACAUCCCUGGCAGCGCCAUGACCCGCAGGAACACGUACGUGUGCACCGACCGGUCCAGCACCGACCGACACUCCUUGCUGCAGAACGGCAAAGAGAACAGCUCCCUGACCCACCGGCUGCCCCCGGCCUCCCCGUCCACCCUCAGCAUCUCCGGGGCGGGGGCCUCCUCCUCCUCCGGGGAGCGCUGCCGCCUGACCCGCGGCUCCACCGUCCGGAGCACCUUCCACGGGGGCCAGCUGAGGGACCGGGGCCCCCCCGUCUACUCGGCCCCCCCCACCUCCCCGACCCUAUCCCACGACGCCGGCUCGCUCCCCCACGCCCGCAGCCGCGCCACCUCCAACCUCUUCACCAAGCUCACCUCCAAACUCACACGCAGGGUCAAUCUUGACCCCUCUAAGCGCCAGGGCUCAAACAAAUCAGUCUCGGGCUGUACUCUUCCACAGGGAUCCAAAACAGUUAGGUCACAAAUGAACCUGAGGGAGUCAGCAGAUCUGCGCUCACAAGUCGCCAUUUACCUGGGCAUCAAAAAGAGGCCGAGCCCCGGGCCGUCGGACGUGGCCGGGAUCUGA